Meloidogyne enterolobii is the source of this 383-nucleotide messenger RNA. NCBI's taxonomy places the organism in Eukaryota, Metazoa, Nematoda, Chromadorea, Rhabditida, Meloidogynidae. The record is from the annotation of a GenBank genome assembly.
CCUCUCAUAUUAAAUUAUUCAGAAAAAAAGAUUUGAAGAUGGAAGAAAAAAUUAAGAAAAUCAAGGAAAAAAUUGAACUAAAAAGUAAAGGAAAAUGUGGAGCAAAAUGGGAAUUUAAUGGAGAAAUUCGUUUUAUUUCACCAUUAGAAGCAAAACAAUUUUAUAACAAAAUUUUAAAUUUGGCUGAAGAUGUUUAUGAAAAUCAAACUUUAGAAAAUAAUCUUUUGGAAGCAAUUUAUGGAAAUGGAUGUUAUCAUGAAUUAGUAAAUUCUGAUGAUGUUCAAAUUAAAAAACGUCAAAAUAUACAAAUGCUUAUGACUAAAUUUAGAGGAAUUAUUUUUGAUUUUAAGAGGGAAUUAAUUUGGAGUUUUGGCUGUAUGUAA